AUGCGCCCGCUAUGUAUGGCCUGGGGACAAUUUGGUGUCAUUUUGCCUGCUUCAUGCGCGGGGCCCAGGAGAGUCGGUGCAUUUGGUGUCGACCUUGUGCAGAGCAUCUGGAAACGACACGUAGGGGGCGCUCAAUCGAUCCAUACGCUUACUGCACCAACGGGCUGUAGAGCAGAGAAUCAGAGCCUCUUUGAUUUAUCGCUGCAGCUUUCACAACGGCCUAUGGACGGAAAUGCAAUGAUGCAAUACACAGAGUAUCACCGUGACGACGCGAUGUCCCGAGCAGGGCAUGCGACCAAACUCGGCGUAGCAGAGAAAUAUGGCCUGAGUUCACGGGAUCUGCGUGUCUUUGACCAGCAGUCAGGAUCGCCGCAUAUUUUGGUUCGAGACCAUACGCUUCUGCUUCACUUUUUUGACCUGCGGGUGUUGGUGCAGCAUGACCACGCCCGACUCUUUCAUGAAGCGAGCGCGUCAGAUGACGAUGUGCAGAACGCUGAUAGGCAUUAUGUGUCUCGCAUAUUCAGCCAUAAUAUGGAGGACAAUAUACGGGGUCAAGAACUGGGCAAGUCAGAUAGCCAGCCUUAUGAAUUAUACGUGUUGGAGACGGCAUUGUCGUCGGUGACAUCAGUACUCGAGGCCGAGUAUAUGUUGCUUGAGAAGCAAGUCACCAAGGUACUACGUCUGGCUAAUUCGAGCACGCUGGAUGGGGAAGAAAGUCUCAUCCAUUCUCACCUACGCACAAUCCUCGAACUGAAGCGAAAGCUCAUCAGUGUCGAACAGCGGGCACUCCAGGUGCAAACUGUCGCUCAGGAGGUUCUGGACGAAGACGAAGACAUGGCCAACAUGUAUCUGACUGACAAGCGGGCUGGAAAGCCACAUGGGUUGGAAGAGCAUCAGAGUGUCGAGUAUCUUUUUGAAGCCUACUUCAAGGCCAGUGGUGCCAUUGGCCAGGAGACGGCAAGCCUGAUGAGCCAUAUCCGACGGACCGAAGAGACAAUCCAAUACACGUUGAGCGUGCGGCGGAAUCAAAUCAUGGUGUUGGAAGCGAGAAUCGAGAUCUUGAUGCUGGCGUUGGCGGGUGCCACUUUGGUUGCAGGCUGGUACGGUAUGAACUUGGUCAACCAUUCUGAGGAGAGUCCACACGCCUUUACCGUUGUUGUUCUCAUCUCCUGUGCCGCCGUACUUGCAUCGUCGCUGUACGGUAUGCAGAGAUUGCGGCGGAUUCGCAGGGCACGAUUACAAAUCUGA
Messenger RNA from Aspergillus mulundensis, 1248 nucleotides. RefSeq names its product CorA family magnesium transporter. NCBI's taxonomy places the organism in Eukaryota, Fungi, Ascomycota, Eurotiomycetes, Eurotiales, Aspergillaceae. Gene Ontology annotation, cellular component: mitochondrial inner membrane. The transcript has a single exon. The record is from RefSeq and is a predicted model, not a curated record. Bases 1 to 1248 code for a protein of 415 amino acids. Gene Ontology annotation, biological process: mitochondrial magnesium ion transmembrane transport. Gene Ontology annotation, molecular function: magnesium ion transmembrane transporter activity.